UUGCCACUCCAGGCUAUUGAUCGUGUCUCUGUAAGAACUCCGAUAACCCUGCAACGUUGUGGUGGCAACUUCUACAAUGUAACAACUACGGAAGAUCCUGUGAUUGAGGAACUAGCUCAACAAGGCAUUGGAAACGUCUUUGCCACGGAUAUAAUCCUGGCAACGCUUAUGACUGCAGCGAGAUCGGUAUACUCCUGGGAUAUUGUUGCCCAUCGUGUUGGUGAUAAGCUGUUUUUGGACAAGAGAGAUACAGGUGGUAUUUCAAAUCCGGUGGAUGCACUGACUGUGUCAGAAACUAGCGGUGAUCCACCUUCAUUUGAGGGACAAGGUAUCAAUAAUGCUAAGGAUCUUGCCACUGAGGCAUUGUUCAUUAAUCAGAACUUCCGUCGUCAAGUACUCAAACGCACCGAGAAGCCCUAUGUGAUGGCUCAUCCACGUGCACCUUUCGAAGAAGAAGAUGGGGAGUCUGGAUGUGGAUAUCGAUAUCGUAAAUGGAAUCUUGGAAAGAAUGCAAACGGCAAACCAAUUGAAGUUGUUUGUCGUACGGAGCACGAUGGUGUCAUGGCCGGUCCUUCUGGUGAUGUGCAGUAUCUGACAAUCAAGUCCUUCAAUGAAUGGGAUAGCUCACAAUCAGGUGGUGUGGAUUGGAGAGUAAAGCUGGAUGGUCAGAAAGGAGCUGUUUUGGCUACUGAGAUCAAAAACAACAGCUGUAAACUAGCCAAGUGGACUGUUCAGGCUUUGCUUGCAAACUCUGAUGCCAUCAAGUUUGGUUACGUGUCGCGUAUGUCUGUACGUAACAGUGCACAACAUGUGAUUCUUGGAACUCAACAGUUACGGCCAGUGGAGUUUGCGCAGAACAUUUCGAUGAAUAUGGAUAAUGGGUGGGGAAUCUUGAGAUGCAUCAUUGACAGCUGCAUGCGUCAACCCCAGGGAAAAUAUCUACUGAUGAAAGAUCCCCAGUCCCCUGUUGUGAGAUUGUACUCUCUUCCCGAGGGCACGUUUGAAAGCGAUCAAGACUCGAACGAUGAUCAAAAUGGCGAUUCGGACGACGACAGUUAA
This is a messenger RNA of Strongylus vulgaris, 1059 nucleotides long. The record is from the annotation of a GenBank genome assembly. Lineage: Eukaryota; Metazoa; Nematoda; Chromadorea; Rhabditida; Strongylidae.